Messenger RNA from Lontra canadensis (Northern American river otter), 1650 nucleotides. It is a transcript of the gene MADCAM1, whose product is annotated as mucosal vascular addressin cell adhesion molecule 1. Bases 258 to 1436 code for a protein of 392 amino acids. NCBI's taxonomy places the organism in Eukaryota, Metazoa, Chordata, Mammalia, Carnivora, Mustelidae. Gene Ontology annotation, biological process: leukocyte tethering or rolling; integrin-mediated signaling pathway; positive regulation of lymphocyte migration. Gene Ontology annotation, cellular component: membrane. The record is from RefSeq and is a predicted model, not a curated record. Gene Ontology annotation, molecular function: integrin binding involved in cell-matrix adhesion. The transcript has 5 exons.
UCUUCCAACCCUCCGGUCUCUCGGAGCGGAGUCCGCUCACCUUCCCGCCCCGUCUGUCCUGACCCUGGCCGCGGGGUCCCUGCCAGCCCUGGCCCCCAGCCCCUGCCUCUCUGUCGCCUCCAGGGUCGGGCGUCAGGGCGGAAAACGCCCCCGGGAAAGCCCCGGGGAGCAGCCGGAGGACAGGGCGGCGGGAAGCAGCCGGGGCACCACUAUUUAAGGCGCGUCCCCGGCGGGCGGAGGACAGAACCCGGACGAGCAUGGAGCAGGGUCUCGCCCUCCUGUUUCCCGUCUUCCUGGGGCUCCUCCAGCGAGCCCAGGGUGGGUCCUUGGAGAUGGAGCCUCCAGAUUCCGUGGUGGCAGUGUCCUUGGGCGGGUCGCAGCAGCUCACCUGCCGGCUGGCCUGCGCCGACCCCAGGAACCCCAUGGUGCAGUGGCGGGGCCUGGACACCAGUCUGGGCACCGUGCGGUCGGACGCGCGCAGCAGCGUCCUCUCGGUGCACAACGCCUCCCUGUCCGAGGCCGGCACCCGAGUGUGCGUGGGCUCCUGCGGGACCGACACCUUGCUGCGGACCGUGAAGCUCCUGGUGUUCGCAUUCCCAGACCAGCUGACUGUCUCCCCAGUAGCCCUGGUGGCCAGGCGGGACCAAGAGGUGGCCUGCACCGCCCAUAACGUCACACCUGCCAACCCUGAGGCCCUCUCCCUAUCCCUGCUCCUGGGGGACCAGGAACUGGAGGGGGUGCAGGCCCUGGACUGGGAUGUGGAGGAGGAGCCCCCGCAGGGCGAGGACCAGCUGCUCCGAGUAACACAGCGCUGGCUGCUGCCCCCGCUGGAGACCCCCCCCUCACUCACCCUCCACUGCCGGGCAACCAUGAACCUGCCUGGCCUGAGGCUGAGCCACCAGCGGGCCAUUCCAGUCCUGCACAGCCUGACCUCCCCGGAGCCCCCUGUCAAGACCUCUCCCGAGGCCACCCCAGAGCUGAGCUCCACUAGCAGCUCCAGGAGUCCUGGACCCCCGCCCAGGAACAGCAGCUCCGGGAGUCCUGGACCUCCACCAGGGAACAGCUCCAACUGGCCCUGCCGCCCAGAGAUCCACCAGUCUCCAGCCGCAGGGGGUCUGGAGCUACUUUGUCAGGCACUCUGUGGCCCCGGUGUGGCUGUGGGCUGGACCCAGGCCCCGGGAGGUCUGGAAGCCUACCAGAGGCGGGAGGCUGGGGCCCAGGCUUGGCUGAGCGUGCCCUGGGCCGGCUGCUGCGCUGAGGGCUGGUUUCGGUGUCGCCUGGACCCAGGGGGACAGAUGGCCAGCCUCUACCUGGUCCCGGAGAUCUGCUGCCAGACAACACCCCCAGCCCUGUGGACGGGCAGCUUGGUGCUAGGGCUGCUCUUCUUGGCAUUCCUCGCCCACCGGCUGCGGAAACGCUGCAGACCUACCCAGUGACCACCCAGCCCCCCAGCUGCUUGGGGCCCCCUGCCCCACCUGGACUGGGCUGAGGGGGACUGGCCGCGCCCCUCCUCAAAUGGCCUGCCUUUCCUGCCACACAGUUGCAGCCAGAGGACGACUGCAGGGUUCUGGACCUAAGUCUGGAGAGCUGACCAUAACCCCCUAACCCUGAUGGCCAGCCUCUGAGUUCCCCCUCGGUUGGGACCCUUGA